Messenger RNA from Parnassius apollo (apollo), 405 nucleotides. The record is from the annotation of a GenBank genome assembly. NCBI's taxonomy places the organism in Eukaryota, Metazoa, Arthropoda, Insecta, Lepidoptera, Papilionidae.
AUGACUGAACCUAUUUUAUCAACUGCAAUAUCAAAUUCAGGCUUUUCUACUAACGUUAUAUCGGAAAGUAACUAUUCCAUUUUACGCAACACUAGCAAACAUCAACCAACGUCUAUGGAGUCACUUGAUAAUGUAAUAGUCAUACCUUCGGAAUCAACUGCACUCAGCACUAAUGCUUUUAGUAAGCAUUUAUUUGUGCCUGAACCCUUGGUAAAAUCAAACAAAAAUAUUUCUAAGCCACGAGUUCCUGCUGCAAUAUCAUCUUAUCUUUUCUUAUCUUACAGGCUUGGAGGAAACAUUACGAGGAAAAAGAAAAAAAUAAACAUGAGAAAAGAGUCCAUACAACGUAAAAAAGAAGCAUCAAAAAGAAAGAAGGAUGAAAGAGGCGAAGUUAAGAGAAUAUAA